This is a messenger RNA of Paramecium octaurelia, 1106 nucleotides long. Lineage: Eukaryota; Ciliophora; Oligohymenophorea; Peniculida; Parameciidae. The record is from the annotation of a GenBank genome assembly.
AUGAAAUACUUAAUAGUAGCUACCCUUAUCUUAUUUACUAUGGCUGAGUAAAUCAAGUGCCCACUUGAGAUAGACACUUCAGUAUCUUGUACAAAAGAAAAUUAACCUUCAUGUUCAUUUUCAUCCGAAGGAUACGUAAGAUUUAAACUUAAAUUGUAGCCAUUAGGAACAUUUGAAAACCCUUGUUUUGCUUGCAGAGCAGAUAGAGCAGUUUCUUAUGAGCUUAAUCCAUGUAAGUUGGCCACAACACCUUCAGACCCAUAAGUUACAGAUUCUGGAAAUUCUUCUUCCACUACUUCAAAAGGAAAUACCGUAAUCAAAUGUGACAUUCCAAAAUCUGAUAGCCCAAUAUGUCCAGCAGUGUAAUAUCUUUAAAUAAUAUUUUAGUUAUAAACCUACUUGUGGAUUGUUCAAUUCUAGUAUUCAAUGCUUCAAAGCUCCUUGUGGAAGAUCGUUUGGAAAUGAAUGUGAAGCCUGUUCCGACAAAAGUGUUGAUUCAUAUUUCUACGGAGAUUGUGAAGAUGUUCCUUAAGAGUAUCUUAAUUGAAUUAUAAUUUUAGAGAUCCAUAAAAUCCACCUGAUGAUAGUAUCACCUAUUGUACAGAACCUAGACCUGAGAUAUGUACUGAUGAAUAUACAGACACUUGUGCUUUCAUCUCAACCCCAUGCUUUUCAGAUUCUUGUUUGAGAUCUGCUGGAAACUAUUGUGAUGCUUGUUCUAAAAAAGACGUGGUUGGAUAUAUUAAACAAUCUUGUGAGAAAUACAAGUAAGUAUUUGUUCUAUUUUUAGAUAAGUAUACACCUAAUAUCCAAGUAAUCUGGACGACAAAGAUCCUUAAACUUAGACUGAAGAGGAAGCCUAAGAUUUAGAUUCACAAAACCAAGAAACAUCUAAGUAAUGUGGUACCAAGCCAAGUUCUUGUGACAAUACUGUGAAUGAAGUGUGUGCAACCUAUCAAUGCAAUGACACCACUUGUCAAAAAGAAUUUUAAAAUUCAUGCUAAGCUUGCUUAGAAUCAACAACUAUUUCAUAUAUUUAGGGUAAGUGUUAAACUCUAUCUGGAACUAUCCUGGGUUUGGCCUUAUUAUUACAGCUAAUCAUAUGA